AAACCUGCGUCAGACUUCGUCGUGACAAUUGCCAUGGUAAUUUAUCCAUACCAUGGGGAGGUCAUUUAUCCCACAACACAGCCAUAACCACGUGGAAACCAGAGGUGUGGGCAGGUAUUUUGCAGAGCUGCAGACCACCGUUAAAGGGGUAAACAGUUGCGAUAAGCCUUAACCUGCACAAGUUAAUGCAAUUACAGUAACCAAACUUGUGGCAGGCGUUGAGAUCCUGCGUCAGAUUUAAUUUACGCACCAUGCGCCCUGUGUGACUGCAAGCAGAUCUCGGAUCUCUGGGCGCGCAGAUGUUGUGUACAGAAACAGUGGCUGAAUGAAGAGACCGUCCACUCACUUUGGAUUCAUCCUGUCACGCUGACUCGAACGGUACAACCCACUCUGCUCAUUACAUACGAUUGAAGAAAAAAAAGCACAACUUUCUUUCCCUGCUUCCUCCUGAUCACCUCAGGCUCUCCUCGCUUCCUCCUCUACCUUCAACCUGAAGGCGCUCCGGUGUUGCAGCCAUGCCAAAGAACACCAAGGUGACCCAGAGGGAGCACAGCAAUGAGCCGGUCACUGAGUCGGUGGCUGACCUGCUGUCCCUGGAGCACCCCAUGGACUAUAAGAGCAGUCAGAUGAGUAUGGGUCUGAGUCCCGGCUCUACUGCCCCAGUAAAGGCCCUGAUACCCUCCCCUGACCCAGACGCAGAGGACGGCCGACCGGCCUGGAACAACAAGCUGGAGUACAUCCUGGCCCAGGUGGGCUUCUCUGUGGGCCUGGGUAAUGUCUGGAGGUUUCCCUACCUGUGCCAGAAGAACGGAGGAGGUGCAUACCUGGUGCCCUACUUUAUUCUCCUCAUCCUCAUCGGCAUCCCCCUGUUCUUCCUGGAGCUGGCAGUGGGUCAGAGGAUCAGGCGUGGCAGCAUCGGGGUGUGGAACUACGUCUACCCACAGCUGGGAGGCAUCGGGGUUUCCAGUCUGAUGGUUUGCGGUUUUGUGGGGCUCUACUAUAAUGUGAUUAUCGGCUGGAGCAUCUUCUAUUUCGUCCAGUCUUUCCAGUAUCCACUGCCUUGGGCUGAGUGCCCCAUCCAAAGAAAUGGAACCCAAGCCAUCGUGGUGCCGGAGUGUGAGAAGAGCUCGGCCACCACUUACUUCUGGUACCGCCAGACUCUCAACAUCACCAGCACCAUCGACGACACGGGCGGCCUGAACUGGAAGAUGACCCUCUCCCUGCUGGUGGCUUGGAUCUUGGUCUGCCUGGCUGUCAUCAAGGGCAUUCAGUCCUCUGGGAAGGUGAUGUACUUCAGCUCUCUCUUCCCGUAUUUGGUGCUUUUCUGUUUCCUGGUGCGAGGUUUGAUGCUGAAGGGAGCGGUGGACGGCAUCGCUCACAUGUUCACCCCUAAGUUGGAAAAGAUGUUGGAGCCGCAGGUGUGGAGAGAAGCAGCCACGCAGGUCUUCUUUGCUCUCGGUCUGGGCUUCGGAGGCGUCAUUGCUUUCUCCAGCUACAACAAGCGAGACAAUAACUGCCACUUUGAUGCAGCACUGGUCUCCACCAUCAACUUUGUUACCUCCAUCUUGGCCACUUUAGUUGUGUUUGCUGUCCUGGGGUUCAAGGCGAAUGUCAUGAACGAGAAGUGUGUCAUUGAUAAUGCAGAGAAGAUUCUGGGCUUCCUAAACACAGGCGUGCUGAGCAACGAGCUCAUCCCUCCUCACAUCAACUUCUCCCACCUGUCCACCCAUGACUACGCAGAGAUGUACGGCGUCAUUAAGACGGUGAAGGACGACAGCUUCGGACAGCUGGGCCUGGACGCCUGUUUGCUGGAGGACGAACUCAACAAGGCGGUUCAGGGCACUGGUCUGGCGUUCAUCGCCUUCACAGAGGCCAUGACACAUUUCCCUGCCAGUCCCUUCUGGUCUGUCAUGUUCUUCUUCAUGUUGAUCAACCUGGGUCUGGGAAGCAUGAUCGGCACCAUGACCGGCAUCACCACACCCAUUCUAGAUGCUUUCAAGAUCCGCAAAGAGAUCCUGUGUGUGGCUUGUUGCAUCAUAGCCUUCCUGCUAGGCCUGCUGUUUGUGCAGCGCUCAGGGAACUAUUUUGUCACCAUGUUUGACGACUACUCAGCUGGUUUGCCUCUGACUGUGGUGGUGUUCCUGGAGAACAUCUCUGUGGCCUGGAUCUACGGCACUAAGAGGUUCAUGCAGGACCUGGAGGACAUGCUUGGUUUCAGGCCGCACUCCUUCUAUUACUACAUGUGGAGGUACGUGUCGCCAGCUAUCCUGGUGGUUCUCAUUGUCGCCACUGUCAUCGAGAUGGCCAUCAGUCCUGCAGGAUACAACGCCUGGGUGGAGGCUGAGGGCGCUGAGAGUUUCCACAGCUACCCUCCGUGGGCUUUAGCCAUGGCCUACUCCCUCAUCGUGCUGGCAAUGCUGCCUUUACCACUCGUCUUCAUCGUCCGCCACUUCAACCUGAUCUCAGAUGGCUCCAACAAGCUGUCCGUCUCCUACCGUAAAGGCAUGAUGAAGGAGAUCUCCAACCUGGAAGAGCAGGACGAGCAGCGCUUCAUCCUCAACAAGAUCCCCAGCGAGGCUCCUUCCCCGAUGCCCGCCCACCGCCCCUACCUGGGCCCCGGCGGCACCCAGGAGAUGACCAACACCAACUACGGCACCAGCACCAAGACGGGCUACCAGAACAUUGGCUCGCCCGAGUCUGAGCUAUGAUCCACUGAGCUCAUAGAUCCUCCCGUCUGUUAAACCCCAGCCCUGCUUGGAGAGAGGGAGACAGGAAGUAAGGGAGGAACAAAGGAAGUCAAGAGGGAGAGAAAAUCCACUGCCAGUUGUUGCAGCGUUCUUCACACCUUAACCCCCAGAGCUGAGUCCCUCUAUCCCCCUUUUGUCUGCCAUAGGAUCUGUGCUGCCAAAUCCCAGCUAAAAUUAAGGGAUCAUGGGAAUGUGAGUCCCACCAGAUCUGACAACCAUUUCCAUCUGUCAAUGUAUUAAAGGGGCAGAGAGAGAGGGACAGAGACAAGAACAGAGGGAGCAAUGAAAGGUCCACUGAGGGCUUCAAUUCAGGCUGUUUUGUCAUAAGCUAUGGCCGAGGUUAAGCUGUGGGCAGCGCUAAAAUGCUUUACGUUGUGCUGAACCAUGUGUUCACCAGUUUGGAGAAGGUUAUUUUUGAGACAGUUGGAUGUUCCUCGAUCUAGGAGAUCAUCAUCUCUUUCUGGUUCAGUUGUAGAAGAUUGUUCUUUGUGGGGUUAGGAUGGAAGGAGACUAUUUUCGUGAUCUGUAUCACCGUGUGAGAAAAUGUCUCAUCUAGAAAACAAAAUGAUUACAAAUGCAUCCAUAACAGUAUGUAAUACGUGAUUCUGAUAGUUUAAACAGUGUUUCAAGCACAUUACAUCUUUAUUGUGCCUCUCAUGCAUCAGCAAUAAUAACCAGUCAAAGUAGGGUCCUCGUAAAACUGUGGAUCUCCUUCUAUCCCCACUGUUCCCACUGAUGUAGAAUACUGUACAUAUGUGUUGUGCAAUAGUCUGAGAUGUCGCCGUAAAUUGGGUCUAUACAAAUUAUUGGAAACUUUUCACCUCUUCCUUUCUUCCCAGUGAACACCGAAGCACAGUCUCCUGCUAUCGUUUUAGAGCAUCUCUGAGCCUUAACACAGAGCAGCACUUUUCUUUGAAACAACCUUUCUCCUCGACAAACGAGGCUCUGGAGCUGUUGCCAACAGCGCUGCACACGUCGUCUCUGUGCUGUUCCAGUCGCAGCUGGUCUAGACAAAGCUUUUCCAUUUGAAUCAAUCCUUUUAAUCAAGCGAUUCCAUUUGAAUUGAUGCCUUAAAAGGGCAGAGGGGGCAGUGCACGUGCAGAGAUAAGCAGAGAGGCUUCACGGUUGUCUGUGUGUUAGAGAAGCAGGUGCAGAAAGAAUAGGAAAAUGUGAGCAUUGUCCUUGUAUACGUACAGACGUGCACGUGCAAGUGUGUGUGCGUCAGUGUGUCGUCUGCCGCCGAAUGAGAGCUCCUGGUGACCCUGCCGCUUUAAAAAUAGAGCUGCGUUUCCCAGGGGAAGCCGUGGCAACGCACCAUAGAUACAGAUCCUCUUCUGAUGUGGAGGAGGAGGAAGAGAGCGGACACCUUGCUUUGUCUGCUUCACCUGCACGGCUGGUUGUUCAGCAAUACACAGAUGAGACAUUUUACUGUUGAGGUCCUACAACAAUACGUCUCUAAUGUUGUUACAGUGCAUUGAAUAAGAGGUUCAGUUCCGUGCCGCGCUUUGGCUUUAUCAUACGUCACACCUACGAGGAAGAUGUUUGGGUUUAAUUGUUGUACAUUCCUCAAAUUAUGACCACUACGGACAUCAUUUCAUAAGCUCUACAAUUUACAAUUUGAUGUAUUUUUGUGAACUGAGGUGUGAAGACUUUUUUUAAUGUAUAGUCUCGUAUGACGAUGUAUGUUUAGGGGGAAAAUGUGCAGUGAUAUAAAGGUUUCGAAAAAGUGGUAAUACACAGAUUUCACCACUGGGUGUCUCUGCUGGCGUGCGGAGGAGCCAAUGACUCUCGGUCUGGUGGCCCCUCCCUGAGACAACAACAAUACUUGAGACUGAACAGAUGUAGUGUGAAACACACUCAGUCACAUUGUUUGGUGCCUGAACAGCAUCCCUGUUGUCUGUUUGCCUUAUGUUUUUGUCAGUUUGUUUUCCCGAUUAUGUAGUGAGUUUGGACCAAUGUCUCGUCUCAUUCACUUGAGCACUUUAAUUAGGUAGAGACCCUGGAGUCGUUUGUUAAGUACAGUUUUGACAAAAGCGUCGUCGUUACUCUCAAAAAUUCUGUCACGGAAUAUGUUUUGGUUAGCAAUAUUUAUAUAAAGAAAGAUAGAGGACUGAAUAUCCAUAAAAGGCACAAAUACACAAAUGUAUCGCAAGCCACUUUGCAAAAACAUCUCACGUCGUUUCUUGCGUGUCAGUACGGCAGAUAUUUAUGUCUUCAAAAUUUGAGCAUUUAUCAAGUUGUAAUGUUUCAUCUUAUGAUGUUAAAAGCGUGUUGAUGCGUUGAAUUUUGCCUUGUUAUCGCACCAGUAUUGAUAGAUACGUCCAAGUCAUUGGCUGGCACCGCUGGGUCCUCUCUAUCAUAUGUAAUGUAAAACCAACACCCAUGUUGUUAUGAUAUGUGGUAAUGGGACCUCUUUAAUGGCUCAGGUUUCAGCCUACAGAAGCUGUGAUAUAUUGCUUGGUAUAUACUGAAGUAAUUAACAGUCUAAUUCCCUAACACCUCUAUAUUAUCUAUUUUCCCUCCUGUCUCUCAUAUCCUGGCAUGUUUUUCAAGGUUCUGUUGUCACAAAUUUUGUAAGAAUAAGUAAAGUCGAGAAAGUCUGCAUUACAGAGUGAAGAGCGGUAGUACAUCACUACGAGUAUGUACCACUGUGAAAAUGAAACAAUAGAAAAACAAGUGGAUCUUUGCAGACUAGUCUAAAUAACAGGAAAAGUGUUUGUACUCCAUCCUGAAUGUGUCAAGAUAAAUGAACAUGUAAACAUGCCUUAGCUGGAUAAUAACCUGUUCAGUCACUGAAAGUGAGUGUGCAAAAAAACUACUGUGUUAACAUGUACAAGAAACCAGAUAUUUUUGGUCAAUUGGCUUGCGAUAUAAACGGCACAUGACCUCAGGUGAGUAGAGGUGAGGGCACUCAUCUCUACUCACCUGCAGCUUUGGCUUAGAGUUGAAGCACAUAUUAUGGAAGCACAGGAAAGUGAGCACAAACGAGCUUCAUGCCUUGGUGAGCAAGCACCAGUCAAUGAGUUAAAAUAGAGCCAGUGUGGAUGAACUUGAUGAUAUGACUUGCAGAUCAUGUUAGGUCUGGUCUGAUUCCUGCAUCCUCCUGGGGCUCACUGGAGGAUCUGCACAAUUAAAUGCACUUCAAUCUUCACAAUAAACUAAACUGCACCAUUGGUUUGUUCUGUAGCUGAUCCGCACAAUGAUUAAUUGAGGGGUUAGGAGAGAGCACAAUCAACAGAGUUUAUAUAGUCUCUCAGAAACAGCAUCCUCAUGUUUAAACCCCUGGCUUAUACAUGAUGCACAGUUUGUCACAUUUCACCAAGGAGUUCCCACCUCUCCAGGCACAGCAGGUCUUUGCCUCUUAAGUUUAAAAACACUGUUGAAAUACUUUGCACAGUGUAAAAAUAUCUUCUCAUGUUAGUUCAGAUUUGCUCAAUGAUAAGAUAUUGGCAUUUAGCAUUGGUAUUUGAUAUUUCUUAUUGAAAACAAAGACUCCAGGGUCUCGCUGUCUUGUCUAUGUGUCAGCGAUGUUGCAUUAUGUAUUUUAAAGCAACUUCUAGAGGUUUACUGUGAUUAAAACAAUAAAAACAGAGUAAUAGUGUAUUUAAUUAACCGUGCAAAUAGUCUUUAUGUGACAAAAAAACAUAGUUAUAUUUAUAGUAUUUAAGACGAUGUAUGUAAUCUGUACAUAUUGAUGUACAUUCUGAUAAAUUCACACGGAGUAUCUACAGUAAGAGUGACAGGGUGUAAACUUGAACUGUAAAUAAUAAUUGUAUAUUUUGAGAUAUUUUUUGAUUUUUGUAAUGUUACUUUGGUGUCUGUUGGUGUCUGGUGUUAGUGUGUGGUUGUUCUCAAUCCAAAUAGCUGAGCGCCUGUACUUGUGUGUGAGUGUGUGUGUGUAUACGGGUGUGUGUGUGUGUGGGUAUAUGUAGGUUUUUUGGUGUUUAAAUGUGUUCUUUUUUCUCCUCUCUCAGUGUUGUGUGCUGCUGAUCUAAUUCAGUAGAUUAAAUCCUGUUGUUUCAGUGAACUGGGACCACUAAUGUAAGCAAUCUCUCCUUUGUGUUUCUGGAACUACAGCAGUUUCCAGCACAAAACUGACAACACGAUCAGAAGGAAAUGUCUGAUGAGAAAGACACCGAAGUUUUUUGGUUUAAGAGUGUGGAACAUGAUGGAGCGAACAGGAAAUUAAAAUAAACAGUUUUAUCAAACAGA
Molecule: messenger RNA, 6959 nt
Organism: Anarrhichthys ocellatus (wolf-eel)
Lineage: Eukaryota; Metazoa; Chordata; Actinopteri; Perciformes; Anarhichadidae
Gene: slc6a17
Product: solute carrier family 6 member 17
Exons: 12
Coding region: 516-2708 (730 amino acids)
Biological process (GO): proline transport; alanine transport; sodium ion transmembrane transport
Cellular component (GO): synaptic vesicle; plasma membrane
Source: RefSeq, a predicted model, not a curated record